This is a messenger RNA of Anarrhichthys ocellatus (wolf-eel), 1072 nucleotides long. RefSeq names its product transcription factor 24 (gene tcf24). Gene Ontology annotation, biological process: regulation of transcription by RNA polymerase II; developmental process. The coding region runs from base 307 to 855 and encodes 182 amino acids. NCBI's taxonomy places the organism in Eukaryota, Metazoa, Chordata, Actinopteri, Perciformes, Anarhichadidae. Gene Ontology annotation, molecular function: DNA-binding transcription factor activity, RNA polymerase II-specific; RNA polymerase II transcription regulatory region sequence-specific DNA binding; protein dimerization activity. The record is from RefSeq and is a predicted model, not a curated record. The transcript is spliced from 3 exons.
ACUGCGAGGGAGUGUUAUGAGGCGAGUGAUUAAUUACGUCGGAGUGAAAUACUUUCUUUGGGGGGGCUUUGUGUACCCGGUAAGUUAAAAGGCUCCGGAGACUUUUACGCACGCAGGUGAAGUGUUUGGAUGAGCGUUCAAGGACACCUUUUCUGCAGACGCGCCGCUUCGUGAGGAUAAGACGUGAAUUAUUCUAGACUGAAGAGCAAAACCUCUGUCCUAUCGAAGCCCUCUUCGGAUUGCCUUCAUGUCGUUUUUCAAAACAGCGCCUUUGAAAGAUACCAGAGGUCUGUGAAGUGCACCCCGAUGACUGGAAGACAGACGCUCCGAAUGGACGGCGGCAGUUGCUCCGGGGCGGCGGUGGUGGACGACAGCCCCCCAUCCAGUCCGAGCUCCAGUCCCAGUCCGGACGGUCCUCGUCGGGAACUCCAGCGGGCCAGGGGGCUCCAGACCGGCGGGCUCGGCGGCAGGGGACGCCCGGCGGCGGCGAACGCGGCGCGGGAGAGGAGCCGGGUGCAAACCCUGAGAAGCGCGUUCCUGGAGCUACAAAGGACUUUGCCGUCCGUGCCGCCGGACACCAAGCUGUCCAAACUCGACGUGUUGAUACUGGCCACCACCUACAUUGCCCAUUUGACUCGAACACUACAAGAGGAAGGCGAGGAGGGAGAGAACACAAAAAAAACAGACGCGUUACACUCUUUGAAAGGUGAUGGCUACCUGCACCCAGUGAAGAAAUGGCCCAUGCGAUCCAGACUGUACGUCGGAGCGAGCGGACAGUUCCUCAACAUCACAAAUCCUUCAGAGUCCGAGAACCAAGGCCCAUCAUCGUCCACCUCCCAUGCUCGGCUUAAAUAAUUAGUAUGAAAGCAUUUCAUAUUGGCACGAGUCCAUGCUGUUUACUCUGGCAUCAUGGCUGUAGAUCUGAUUUCACUUCCACUAAAGCCCUACAAAUAGGAAAAAAAACAUUGUAAAUUAAUUUAUUACGUGAAUUGUAUUGUAUAAAUUUUGAGAAAGCAUACAUUAUGUUUGUUGUUAUUUUGACUAAUCCUCUUUGGCCUAGCGCCGUGCAGUU